AACGACCUUUAUCUAUUUUUCAGGCAUUUAAAGGACGCAGCCCGAUGCUGUGGUUUGCCACUAGUUUGGAUGCUGUCGGACGGGAAGGACGCGGUCAAUGCGAGAAUAGCAGAGCACAAAAAUACUUUGUAUUUUGUUGGCAUUUCUCGACUUCUGUCCGCUGUCGAUUCCUUGUUUCGAAAUUUCGCAUUGUUCCAAAAUAGUGUGCAUUGCUUCUGAUUGGGCUAAAAAAUCAUUUUUAUUGUUUCUAUUGACAAGAGAGUUACCGGACAGUAAGAAAAGUAACAGGCUUAGUGUAUUCCGAUAGAACAAGUAGAAUUAGUAAAAGUCUAAGACCUAUCAGUACAAGGAGAUUGCAUGACUGCAAGAUUCCACUGUCUUGCCACUGAACAAGAGUUGAGUGUACAUUAGUCUCACGAUGAGUACCACCGUUGCAACCAGCUCACCAGCCGUGACCACCGCCUCCUCAGUCACCGCCAUGCGCCGCCGCUGUCGGCUGGCCGGGCUCAGGAGCCAUCACCGGAACCUCUCCCCGAGCCUGAACAGCAUCAGCCUGCGGGUCGAGCCCGAGCCCAGCGCGAGCACGGCGGUGGAAGAAAAGGGCUCAGACAGCGAGACCGAGGCUGAGGUCCGAGAGGACAGGCUGAAGUACCUGAUCCUGUACGUGCUGCUCUUCUUCCUGGCACUACAGGUGGACAUCCGGUCAGUCAGGAAACACUUCCUUCGCGAUGAACUCCAGUACACUGACGGCUUUGAGCGCCAGGCUCUCUUCCACAACAAUGACAAGCUCAUCAGCGUGGAGGACCUGUGGAAGGCAUGGAAGCACUCUGUAGUCUACAACUGGACAGUGGAUGACGUCCUAGAGUGGCUCAUUCAGGACGUCGACUUGCCUCAGUACAAGCAAGCUUUUCACAACAAUGGCAUUGACGGAUCCGUGUUGCCUAGGCUGGUCAAUGCAACAGGCCCACUUUUGUCCUCUCUGGGUAUUAGAAACCCUGUACAUAAACAGAAGCUGUCACUCAAAGCCAUGGACACUGUCCUUUUCGGAGCGCCCAAACGAGUCCACAGCUAUGCCAAAGACCUUCUCCUUAUCUCCUCCUUGAUCAUUGCCAUAGGAGGCUGCUGGUUUGCUUGCCUACACCACCGCUACUCACAGACACAGGUCAAGAAGAUGAUGAAGGAUUUGGAGUCUUUGCAGAAAGCUGAAGAUGCCUUGAAGAAGCUCAGUAAAGAGCUUGCAGAUGCAGAGAAAAAUCAAAUUUCCAUGCCACAUGAUAAGUCAGAAGAGCUGAGAAUUUUACGGCAAAGUCUGGGCAACAUGCGCUCCUGUUUGAGGAGGCAUAUCAAUCUAUUUGACCAAAACUCCAUUCGUUUAAAAAUCCCCCAAGUUGCGACUGGAGAGAAGUCUCCAGUCAGCCUGAGCAGGGAGGGUUCAAUUCUGCGAAGGAAAGAAGGGGAGAGAAAGCUCCAACAAGCAGAGGAAGAGUUAGCUUCUCUUAGGGAGGCCCUGACAGAGGCAGAAAACAGGCUGGAAAUUCAGCAACAGCUGGAGAGUCAGUGGUCAGUACCUGGUGAACUUCAGGCUUGGCUUCAGCUGACCCAUGAACUGGAACAGAUCCAUUACAAUGCCAAGAGGCAGGCUGCAGAGAGGCAGUUAAUGCUUGCUAGAGAUGGGUGUGAUAAAAUCAAGAAAAGGAACAAGGCAUUUUUCGGUUCCUUGCGUAUGGCUCACAGCAACUCAUUAGAUGACAUAGAUCAGAGCAUACUUGAUGCCAGGGCUGCUCUUGAAGAGGUGAAACAAGACUUACAAGAGAGGCUCCAUAGGUGGCACACCAUCGAGCUUCUGUGUGGGUUCUCUGUGAUAAGUAACCCUGGACUUUUAGCUCUAAGACAAGCUUUAGGACGUGAUCCUGGAGGCAAUUUAAGUACAAGACUACCUGGCUCACUGCUGGCUCCUGUAUCUAUUGAUGAAGCAGAUGAAGACCUACCUCCAACAGCCUUUCUAAGCACGCUACAGACUUUACAAAAUGCCAACACAGCGUGUUCCCGUCCUCGAGCUCUGUCGGCAGAUGAGAACAACGAGACCGAAAAUAUUUAUAACCAGAUUCCGGAGAGACAGCGCCAGCAGAUAUUUGCCUGGGCCAGACGCAGCCGGCUGAACAACUGGAUGCGAAAUAAAGUCGCAACAAAUGGUUACACAGGGGCCCCUUUGGCACCGUCUGGUAAAUCCUCCACAUUCCUGAAGCAGCAGACUCAAGAUGGGAGCACUGGCUCGCUGUCCCACGUUGGCAAAGCCCAGCCCUCUGUCAGCCACAGUAUCCCCAUGCUGGCCAGACGAGGCAGCAGGGACAACAACCUGCAAGACUUUGUGCCAACACCUCCAGUUGUCUCCCUCAACACUUCCCCCAGCACUGUGUCAUUCCACCUUGGGGAGAGUCCAUAUCAACAUGAAAGGUCGCAGUCGAAUGGCUCCUUGGCUCACAUUGCCAACAGACCUAGUUUCACUCAGUCUCAUUCUUAUACUCCCUAUGUAGGCCAAAGCACCUCCUCCCCUCCUGCAGUCUCUCCAAGCUUGAGUAAGGUCAACUCAUCUGGUCAGCUUCUUGCCAGCAACACCAUUCCUCGAAAUGGCCAGUCCUCUUUCAAAAUGUACAGCUCCGUAUCAGGCAAUCACCUGACGCCACAGACAUCUCCCGCGACAACACCAGGUCAAGAAACCUCUGAGCCUAAGAUUGUCCGCAGCGACUCUCGAGACAUUCUGAACAACAACCUUAACUCUUUCAACCAUAACCAGCUGGUUACUUCCACACCGGGCGGACCAGCUCUUAAAGUGGUCAACGCCCAGCAUGUGCUAACCAUGAAUAACCACCUCGAGGACUCAGAUGCCACCAGUCUUGAUUCUCUUCCCCGCACCCUGAAUCUGUCGUCUAUCCCCAAAUCUUUCAACGAUAGAAGUCCUGACCAGGAUGUCAGCAGCGUGGAAACAGACUCUCUGUUUGGCAAAGAAGGCAGCCCAGUCAGUGAUGGUCCAGAGCCUGUCAGUGAGAAGAGACAGAGCAAAAAGAAAAAGUUUUUGCCGAAGUUUCUCCAGAAACACAAAGUGAAAACUUCCUAAAUAGCCUUACAGUUAGUUUGCUUUAGUUUUUGUUGACAUGCGCUGUGUUUCGUUUUGUUUUGUUGUUUUUUUUUAUUUUUUCUUUGUUUUUUUUGUUUUGUUUUGUUUUUUUACUAAUGUUGCUAUAGUUUUAUAGCAUCGGCAUAAUUUUUUACGUUACAUAUUUUAUAAUGUGCUGAUUUAUAUUGUUGAAUAUUUAACGUUCACUUGUGUUAGAGUACUCCAGUCUCUAAAUAGAUGUCCCUUGACCUAGUGUUUAUAUAUAAUGUUCUUCCUUUCCUUUUGUCAAACAUUUGUUUGUGGCCACUCUGUAGGAGAUCUGUUUUCAUCUCAAUCUCUGUUUGGGUACAUCCAAGAUCCUCUUUUUCUCAGAUUUUAUUGAAUCCAACCAACUGUGAUGUCAAGCCAUAUUCAAAUAUUCUUUUUUUUUUUGGUUCUAAUUGUAAAUAUACACUCCAAAGUAUCAUAAUAUAAAGUUAGAAGUAAAUGUGAAUGCGAUAUUUCUCCUUCACAUUUUUACUGUCUGUAUAUAGACUAAACACUGACAAAACUUUUAUAUCAAGCACAGCUUUUUUUUUUUUAGGAUUGUGUCCCUUUGAUUGUGUUGUUUGUUUUUUUUUGUAUUUAUAUAUAUAUAUAUAUAUUUUAUUGUUUGUGUGUUAGAAUAGUAAAAUAACAAAUGUUUAUUUCUGUUCUCUUAUCAUGCAAAUAAUAUCAACAUUUUAAUGAAAUGAUUCUAACUUGAUGAUUCGCAAUUAUAAAUUUGAUUGAUCUCAGUUUGUAAUGAUAACUACUUCGCUUUGGCAGUCUGGACACCUGAGAAUAGAACAAUAUAAGGCAGUAAUUAUAGUCAGCUUCUCCUUCAAGCUUGUUUUAUCUCAUCAUUUUUUUUAUCUCUUCUUGAUCUUGCAUCUGAUUUUAAAAUAUUGAUACUUUAGCCACAGAUCAUGUGAUUUAAUUGACUUUUUUUUUUUAAAUUUUAAAAUCAUGUGCCCAUAACUGGACCUCAGUGUAGCGGUUAGAGUUGUGUUCCUUUAGGCUGGGAAAGUAGUUUGUUCCCAUAGUAGUUUUUUGACAGUUUUCCUAGACAUCUGUUUCAGUUAUGACUCUUACUGCUGGGCUACUUCCUUGCUCUUUUUACUUGUGGCCUUAGGGCCCAAAUCUAGUCCAAAGGAAUUCAUAUUUUGAUCAUUAGAAAUGAAAUGAGUAGCUUAGAAAUUAUCUGAAAACUUUUUGUUGCUUUCAUAACAUUAUCUUUAAAAAAAAAAAUUGUUUUUUUUUAUGCCAAAACUAAUGACAACAGAAGCAUUAAUUUGUCUGACUCAUGGUCUGAUCGUAAUGACUUCAUCAAUGACAUUUGGUGAAAAAGACUAGCUGUGUGAUAUUUUCUGCAGGUUUUUUUGAAAGUCAAACACAAUUUUGGCUUUGUUCUUUUUCUUUCUGAUUUUUAAAUAAAGCACUAAAAUUGAUGUCACAAAGAAGAUUUGUUAAUAGUCUUCUUUUGUAGUGAACUAGUUUGAAAAAUGACAAAGAGUUUGAACUAGAAAUGAUCUGAGCUGGUUUCUCAGAGCUGAUGUGUCUGUUUUUUUGUUUCCUUGCAUUCCUCCCUGUGUCAUUCCUUCGUAACACAUGAUGUCUUUGAAAAUGUUUUGUUGUAAUCUAAGUGAAAUUAGGAUUUUUAUACUGAACCUAGAACUGUGCUUAAAUGAUUAAACUGUGAGACUGUACAGUCAUACUUACGUUUACAUGAGAUACUUCUGUACAAAAAAAAAGUAAACAUGACUUUUUUUUGUAAGUAUCCUUUUCUCCUUUCAAUUUUAGAAAUCAAAUAUUUUUAUGGACCUUUCCUUCUAUUUGCAACAUUUUCUUGUUGUCAAAUUUUUUUCCUUUUUUAAUUUGUUAAAAUUCUAUACAAAGUUUCAGAUAUUUUACCCAAAUUUUAAAUAAAUUGUUUCAAUAAAAGUUGGUGCUUUUUAAGUGCCGUUGUGGAACAAAAAGCCUGUCACUUUAAAUUAUUUCGUUUAGCAUUGGGCAAUAGCUAGGCUCCCUAGUUCUCUUUGGCAAAUAUUUCCUAAUCACACUUCUCAGUUCUUACCUCAGUUUUGAACUCUGACAUCAGCUUAUGCUGGUGAACUUGAUAUAUUCUCUACCAGAGGCGUCGCUGGGGGGAGUAUUUAAAAUUCCCCCAGGCCCCCACUUGAGGAGGGUCCCAAAUGAGUGUUGUUGUUUUUUACAUUAAAUAUUAUGCAAAAUAAUGGCGAAUUCCUAGCUACGCCCCUGUUCUGCACACAGUGAUGCAUCAGCAGAUAACAUUUUCUUGUUUUAUAAUAAAUGCAAAUUAAGUGAAACUAAAACCAUAACAUAAAUGUUGUAGACAUUGUCUCAGUCUGAACCAAUGGCUUACAAUAGGUUCAUACUAGGAGAAGGUGUUCUAAUCCUAUUUAAACAUUGUCUUCAAACAAGCAGACAAAUAAAUGUUUAUCCCAAAUCUUGUAGUGGCAUCUAUUUGAUUAGCUUGUAGUUGCUUUUUGGCUUUGUUUUUUUUUUCUGAUCACAUAUUUCCCUAUCUGUUCAAUUCUUUUAUUGAUAUAUUUAUAUAUAUUUAUUCUCUCAAUCAAUUUUCUUUUUAAUCUAUUAAGUAAUUUUGUAAAUGUGUAUAAUGUCUGCUCCAAAUAUGUACAUCCAAUAUUUUCUAAACUUUUAGUAUUGUUUUAGUUUGUUUCUUAUUUUUACAUACACUGUAGAUCUUGUUUUUUUUUAAAUUUCAAUCAACAUUUUUUUGUAUUCCUGAACUUUAUUGUGUGGCCUCAAGGACAAGUUCCAAGAACUCUUUGAUCCUAGCCUGUUGUUCCUACCAAUGCAAUCAUGUACAUUCACUGGUUUUAUUCCCAUGUUAAAUUUGAUUCCAUUGUCAGCCUGCUGUCAUUAUCAUUUAUUUGUCCUAUUUUUUUGUUGCUUUAAAUUUACACUGGUUGUGAUUUACUUAUCUCCCUUUCCUCAACUUCUGCCAAAUUCAGGAAGUAGAUUGCUAAAUAAGAAAAAGGGUUGGGGGGGGGGAUGUUACACAAAAAUCACUAGAUAUCUGUAUUAAUUAAUUACUAAAAGUAUAGGUUGAUGACUUGAUAGUGUUAAAGUAGAUCAAAUAUGGUAGAUACUCUAAAUACUCUUUGUAAAUUUCUAAUAUACAGACUAAACUAAAUGUAUCAAUGUACAUCACCAGAGUUUCAGUUGUCAUUCUGGUGCAUUCACUAUUUGCUAAUAUUUGUUUUUAGUGAUUUGAUUAGGUACAGUAAGUGUCAAUCAGUUUUGAAUGAGUUUCCUGAUGACAUGUCCAUCUUUAAGUCAACAGUCCCCUAACUUUUUCAGCCCAGGGGCCAUUGAAAUAUCUGAAAAGUAUGUCACAGGCUACAUUAUUGUAUAAAAAAAAAUUAUAAUCCAAUGGAACUGAGUCUCGACGGAGUGUGAAAAGAAUUUUCAAACGACUAAGUAGCAUGGUGUCAAGGGUCAGAUAUGGCCCUCAGGCUUUAGUUUGGGCAUCACUGGUUUAAGUUCCUUGAUCUAGAUGUAUCAAUAUUUUCAUCCCAAUAGUUGUGUGAUUCUUUUAUACAUGGACUUAAUCCCAUCUUUUUUUAAAAAUUUAUUUUAGAAAGUUUUUCUGUUUCAAAUUCUAAGACUUUUGUUUGUUUGAGUUGAAAAACAAUAACAAAAAUAAAUGUUUUUUUGUAUUUUUUUUAAAUGACAUGUUUUAGUCUAAAGUCUAAGGACUUGUCAUGAAAUAAAUCUGCACAUAUUUGGCUUGUUCCACAAUCUGCAUCUCUGUGCUCCAAUUGUAUUGACCAUUGACACUCUGAUUCCCUUUCAGCACAUAGAUUUAUUGUUCUCCUGAAGCCAGCACAUCAGCAUCUCUAGACAUGGGGGCUCAUUUUGUUCCCAUUUAUAGCAAGAUGAUAUUGUGAUAAUUGCUAAGACAUAUUUCUUAUUUUUAGAAAUCUAUUUUCACUGACAUAUAUACAAAAUCUUAAAACUCUGGGUGUUACUAGAGGGGAAAUGACUAUAAAGUAGGUCUGCGGUUUGUUUGUAUUCUUUUUUUUUUUAAUGGCUCACAUGAACUGUUUUUUUAUUCAUGCUAUCUCAAAGCUGUUUUAAAUGUUUCAAGAUUUGUUAAGAUCAUUAUGUGAUUUGUUUGUUGUUUAAGGACUACACCAGUAGAAAUAACAGCAACAUGUAUAGGGUUGGGUGAAAUGGGGAGGCUGAUCCGUGCCAUGACUAGAUUUAUGUAUAGAGAUAAUUCAGCUGCUGACAGCCAUGUCCAUCUUCUAAUAAAAUACAGUAAAGAAAGUUUC
Molecule: messenger RNA, 7458 nt
Organism: Biomphalaria glabrata
Lineage: Eukaryota; Metazoa; Mollusca; Gastropoda; Planorbidae
Product: stromal interaction molecule 1-like
Exons: 17
Coding region: 419-3115 (898 amino acids)
Biological process (GO): intracellular calcium ion homeostasis; store-operated calcium entry; activation of store-operated calcium channel activity
Cellular component (GO): endoplasmic reticulum; plasma membrane
Molecular function (GO): calcium channel regulator activity; calcium ion binding; protein binding
Source: RefSeq, a predicted model, not a curated record